AAAAUGGGCCCAGUAGGUGCAGAGGCUGAUGAGAACCAGACAGUGGAAGAAAUGAAGGUGGAGAAGUACCAUCCACGGCAAACCACUCCUAGAGGUGAGCUGGCCCCUGACCCUGAGCCAGAGCUUCUAGACAGCACCAUGCUGAUUGAGGUGCAGAUUAUCCUCAUAUUAGCUUAUUGCUCUAUCAUCUUGCUCGGGGUAAUUGGAAACUCUCUGGUGAUUCACGUGGUGAUCAAAUUCAAGAGCAUGCGCACAGUAACCAACUUUUUCAUUGCCAAUCUGGCUGUGGCAGAUCUUCUGGUGAACACCCUGUGCUUGCCAUUCACUCUUACCUACACCUUAAUGGGGGAGUGGAAAAUGGGUCCUGUCCUGUGCCACCUGGUACCCUAUGCCCAGGGCCUGGCAGUGCAAGUGUCCACGAUCACCUUGACGGUAAUUGCCCUGGACCGGCAUCGUUGCAUUGUCUACCACCUGGAAAGCAAGAUCUCCAAGAGAAUCAGCUUCCUGAUUAUUGGCCUGGCCUGGGGCAUCAGUGCCUUGCUUGCAAGCCCCCUGGCCAUCUUCCGCGAGUACUCGCUGAUUGAGAUUAUUCCCGACUUUGAGAUUGUGGUCUGCACUGAGAAGUGGCCUGGUGAGGAGAAGAACAUCUAUGGCACCAUCUACAGUCUUUCUUCCUUGUUGAUCCUAUACGUUUUGCCUCUGGGCAUCAUAUCUUUUUCCUACACUCGUAUCUGGAGUAAACUUAAGAACCAUGUCAGCCCUGGAGCUGCUAAUGAUCACUACCAUCAGCGAAGGCAAAAAACGACCAAAAUGCUGGUGUGUGUGGUAGUGGUGUUUGCAGUCAGCUGGUUGCCUCUCCAUGCCUUCCAACUCGCUGUUGACAUUGACAACCAAGUCCUAGACCUGAAGGAGUACAAACUCAUCUUCACUGUGUUCCACAUCAUCGCCAUGUGCUCCACCUUUGCCAACCCCUUUCUCUAUGGCUGGAUGAACAGCAACUAUAGAAAGGCUUUCCUAGCAGCCUUCCGCUGUGAGCAGAGGUUGGAUGCCAUUCACUCUGAGGUGUCUGUGACGUUCAAGACUAAAAAGAACCUGGAGGUAAAAAAGAACAAUGGUCCCAAUGACUCUUUCACAGAGGCUACCAAUGUGUAA
Molecule: messenger RNA, 1152 nt
Organism: Puma concolor (puma)
Lineage: Eukaryota; Metazoa; Chordata; Mammalia; Carnivora; Felidae
Source: RefSeq, a predicted model, not a curated record